GGACGACGACGCCAGAUGGCUGGGCCACUCAGAGUUUUAUGUCCAUUGGUUGCAUCAGCACGUCGUCUGCUGGAGUAAUUAUUAAGCCAGUUGUUUACAUAAUCAGCAUAUGUGGAUAUAAGAAGUAGCAAUCUUAGCACACUUGCACAACUUUGUGGUGGACCAGCCAGCCGACCGACCACACCCGUUCAAAAGUGUUCAACAGUUCAAGGCAACGACUUCCACAACACUGUGUACCUGUACAACAACGACACCGAUUGAGCCAUGGAGCGGAAGGGAACUGCAAAGCUGAGCGAACUGUUAGAAAUAGAAAGAUGUAUGCAGGAAAAAUGGGAACGAGAGAAGACAUUUGAAGAAGAUGCUCCUGCACCAAAUUCAAAAGAGGCGAAACAGGAGAAGUACAUGGUGACAUUUCCCUACCCCUACAUGAAUGGCCGCCUUCACUUGGGACACACUUUUACACUGGCCAAAGCAGAGUUCGCUGCAGGUUUUCAACGUCUAAGGGGUAAAAGAUGCUUGUAUCCGUUUGGCCUCCACUGUACAGGCAUGCCCAUCAAAGCAUGUGCUGACAAAUUGAAACGAGAAAUGGAGGAUUAUGGGUAUCCUCCUGUAUUCCCUGCUGAGGAGGAUCAGACAGAAGAGAGUAAAGAUGACAAAGAACCUGUCAUCAAAGACAAGUCAAAAGGAAAGAAGACAAAACUGAAGGCCAAGACAGGUGGUCUGAAGUACCAGUGGCAGAUCAUGGCGUCUCUUGGCUUGGGUGAUGAAGAGAUAAAAAAGUUCGCAAACCAUGAAUACUGGCUCCAGUACUUUCCCCCUCAUUGUAAAGCAGAUUUACAGAAGAUGGGACUGAAGGUGGAUUGGAGACGAACAUUUAUCACCACUGACUACAACCCGUACUACGACAGCUUUGUCAGAUGGCAGUACCUGCGCCUUAAAGAAAGGGGUAAAGUCAAGUUUGGCAAAAGAUACACAAUAUUUUCUCCAAAAGAUGACCAGCCAUGUAUGGACCACGACAGAAGUGCAGGCGAAAAUGUAGGCCCACAGGAGUACACUCUGAUCAAGAUGAAGGUUGUCAAGCCCUACCCCAAGGCCCUGAGCCCUGUGGAGGGUAAGGAUGUCUACCUUGUGGCUGCUACCCUCCGCCCCGAGACCAUGUACGGACAGACCAACUGCUGGGUGCACCCCACCAUGAAAUACAUCGCUUAUGAGCUGGUGGGUGGGGAGGUGUUCAUCAGCACCAGGAGAGCUGCGCGUAACAUGAGUUACCAGGGUUUCACCAAGGAGAAUGGCAAAAUUGAUAUCCUACUGGAUCUUGUUGGACAGGACAUCCUUGGAGUGGCCCUGUCUGCCCCUCUGACCUCGUACAAGGUCAUCUACACCUUACCCAUGUUGACCAUUAAGGAGGACAAAGGCACGGGCGUGGUCACUAGUGUGCCCUCAGAUGCCCCAGAUGAUUUUGCUGCCCUUAGGGACCUGAAAAAGAAACAGCCUUUCAGAGAAAAGUAUGGCAUCAAAGAUGAUAUGGUGCUUCCUUUUGACCCUAUCCCUAUCAUCGAGGUACCAGAAUUUGGGAACCUGUCUGCUGUGACGGCCUGUGAACAGCUCAAGGUUCAGAGUCAGAAUGACAAGGACAAGUUACAAGAGGCCAAAGAGAGGGUCUACCUCAAGGGAUUCUAUGAGGGGGUCAUGCUCGUGCCAGGUUACAAGGGUCAGAAAGUUCAAGAUGUGAAAAAAGUUAUACAGAAAAAAAUGGUGGAUCAGAAAGAAGCAGUCAUUUACAUGGAGCCAGAAAAACAGGUGGUGUCACGAUCUGGGGAUGAAUGCGUGGUAGCUCUCUGUGAUCAGUGGUACCUGUAUUAUGGAGAAGAAACCUGGAAAAAGCAGGCUCUGAAGUGUCUGUCUCAGUUGGAGACUUUCUCAGAUGAAGUCCGCAGAAACUUGGAAGCCACCUUGGACUGGCUUCAUGAACAUGCAAUGUCCAGAACAUACGGUCUAGGUACAAAGAUCCCCUGGGACCCCCAGUACCUGAUAGAGUCCCUGUCAGACUCCACCAUCUACAUGGCCUACUACACUGUGGCCCACAUGUUACAGGGUGGGGUGUUUGACGGCAGUGGUAAGAGCCCGGCUAAUAUCAGGCCUGAACAGAUGACCCCUGAAGUCUGGGACUACAUUGUGUACAAAAACAAACCACUCCCCAAAACAGAUAUCCCCAAGGAUACCAUGGUGAAACUGAGGAAUGAGUUCCAGUAUUGGUAUCCAGUGGAUCUGAGGGUAUCCGGCAAGGAUCUUAUCCCCAACCAUCUGACCUACUUUAUCUACAGUCACUGUGCCAUGUGGCCUGAUGAAGAAAAUUUGUGGCCUAAAUGUAUCCGAGCCAAUGGACAUCUCCUUCUCAACUCUGAAAAGAUGUCCAAGUCCACUGGUAACUUCCUGACUCUGGUAGACGCCAUUUCCAAGUACUCAGCUGAUGGAAUGCGACUCUCUCUAGCAGAUGCUGGUGACACCAUUGAGGACGCUAAUUUUGUGGAGAAGAUGGCUGAUGCAGGUCUUCUCCGUUUGUACACCUUCCUGGAAUGGGUGAAGGAGAUGAUUGCGAUUAAAGACCAGCUCCGUAAAGGGCCCGCUGACACCUUCAGCGACAAAGUGUUCAUCAGUGAAAUGAAUAAAGGAAUUCUACAAACUGAGCAGCAUUAUGAGAAGAUGUCUUUCAAGGAAGCCCUGAAAACGUCGUUCUUUGAAUUCCAGGGUUACCGUGACAAGUAUCGGGAGGUUUGUCUGGACGGAAUGCACGAGGACCUGGUGUUCAGGUUUAUAGAGAACCAGUUGCUCAUCCUGUCCCCGAUCUGUCCUCAUCUCUGUGAACACAUCUGGGCUCUGCUCGGCAAGAAAAAUAGUAUCAUGCAAGCGAGUUGGCCUGUGAUUGGCCCUGUGGAUGAAGUAUUGGUGAGGUCCUCGGACUACCUCAUGGAUGCCGCCCAUGAGUUUCGCCUUCGCCUCAAAGCUUUGACCAAUCCAGGCAAGGGAAAGAAAGUGAAGAUGACUGAGCCCCCAACCCAUGGUACUAUCUGGAUUGCCAAAUCCUACCCACCCUGGCAGAAGGUGGUCCUGGAGACCUUGAAACAGCUUCAUGAUAAACAUAAUGGUUUCCCAGACAACAAAGAGAUUGUGGCUGAAUUGAAGGACAAACCUGAAGUGAAGAAAUACAUGAAAAAGCUGAUGCCAUUUGUGCAGGUGGCCAAGGAAAACGUAGCCAAGCAUGGCCAAAGGGCUUUGAACCUUACAACAGACUUUGAUGAAACAGCUGUGAUGAAGGAAAAUCUCCAAUACAUCACACAAACCCUGGAUUUGGAAGGAGUAGAUAUCAAGUUUUCAGAAGAGGCGGACGCCAAGAUUCAGGAAGACUGUACUCCAGGCAAUCCAUUCAUUUCAUACAGUGUGGCGCCAUCUGUCCCAUUGGUGUUCGUCAACCCCCAACCAUACAGUGGUCACUUCCAGAUGUCAAUCCCCAUAAUGGAAGGUGACACUGCCAACAAAAUCGCUAACAGAAUUUUGAAAAGGGACCGGAACAUUAAAGAUGUGAGAAAAGUAAGACUGCUUCGCUAUGAAGAUCCAGAGGGAGGACCUAGGAAGAUGCCAGUUUUUGAUCAGCCGGAGAUCGGCAAAGUGGUGGUCUCCUCAGAAGGGGUGUUCCAUGUAAACCUCAAUGACUCCACGGUAUCUCUACAGGAGAAUGGAUCUAACCUAAAGCUUGGUUCACAAUUGAUGUAUAUAGUGGACUGAGAUGACCUUGACUUUAAAGGUGACUUUAGCACUGAUAAAUGCCAGAACACUCACAGAUUUAAUUUAUUUAAGGAGUUCACUAAAAUUUCACUUGUCUAGCGUAAAUGGUAAUAUCAUGAAUCACCUCAUCACCCCCUCCAACAAGCCCCUCCCUC
Messenger RNA from Liolophura sinensis, 3938 nucleotides. Its product is annotated as leucine--tRNA ligase, cytoplasmic-like. Gene Ontology annotation, biological process: leucyl-tRNA aminoacylation. Bases 265 to 3783 code for a protein of 1172 amino acids. Gene Ontology annotation, molecular function: ATP binding; aminoacyl-tRNA deacylase activity; leucine-tRNA ligase activity. The transcript is spliced from 30 exons. Lineage: Eukaryota; Metazoa; Mollusca; Polyplacophora; Chitonida; Chitonidae. The record is from RefSeq and is a predicted model, not a curated record.